This is a messenger RNA of Hemibagrus wyckioides, 5911 nucleotides long. It is a transcript of the gene cc2d1b, whose product is annotated as coiled-coil and C2 domain containing 1B. Gene Ontology annotation, biological process: regulation of transcription by RNA polymerase II. Gene Ontology annotation, cellular component: nucleus. The coding region runs from base 468 to 3170 and encodes 900 amino acids. The transcript has 26 exons. Lineage: Eukaryota; Metazoa; Chordata; Actinopteri; Siluriformes; Bagridae. Gene Ontology annotation, molecular function: RNA polymerase II cis-regulatory region sequence-specific DNA binding; DNA-binding transcription repressor activity, RNA polymerase II-specific. The record is from RefSeq and is a predicted model, not a curated record.
AAGCAGGAAGUGGUAAUGUUUGUGUUGGGCGGAGUGUGACCAGAAAGCUGACCAGAAGUAGGAGCGAAACUAAGCGAAUUACUGAUUUAUUUUUUAUCUUUAUAUUCGUGGAGAUUUUAAAUAAGAUCCACGGCAAAUGUAAUUCAGGUGCAAGAUUUAAAAUCUGCUGACAUUUCAGAGAGACUUGUUUUCUUGUCAUUCUGGAGAUAACGGGGUUUAUGAAGGAGCACGUUUUUCGGUCACUCCCCGUCUUGUCAUGUGAAUUACUUUACUGCUUAAGCGCCGUGUUUUUUCUAUGACACACACAGCCACGAUAAUAAUGAACAGGAUAAUGGUGCGUUUUAAGCUAGCUGGUUGAUUAUAUCUAAUCGUAUUUUGGAGUUUGUUUGCUUUACCUGCUUAAGCCCAAUCCUUACAGUCUUGUGUACCGUUGGACGGCAGGGAGACCGAUUCAGGGGGAUUUUACGAUGUUUGGCAUGAAAAAUAAACGUCCUGCGCCUCCUAAAGGCCAGGGAGCUGCUGCUGCCAAACAGAUGGGUUUAUUUCUCGACUUUAACCCCGAGGACAUGAUGGACAUGAGUGAGAAUGUGGAUGAUCCAGAUCUGGAGGCCGAAUUUGCCGCCAUUGUGGGGAAAAAAACAACUACUGCUGCUGCUAAAGCCAAGAAAAACACCAAAGCUCCGUUACCAAUGGAGGAUAUCGAAAAGAUGACAGAGGAGUGCAUGAAAGACCUCGACAAUGAUGAUGACGAUGAUGACCUCGAGGAUGAUGAAGAUCUCCUGGCGGAGCUACAGGAAGUGGUGGGUGAAGAGGAACCAGAUUCCGGGGCAGAGACUGCCACCUCACCUGGCACAGAGGAAACUGGGGCAGUGGAGCCAGAACCAAGGACGUCAUCCACCACCACCAGCCCGGCAGCAGCAGUAAGUGGUAGUGUUGAACACACGCUUCAGGAGAGAAUCGUCAUGUACAAUACGGCUAUAAACAACGCUAAAGCUGCAGGAGAGUCGGCUAAAGCUCGCCGCUACGACAGAGGACUCAAGACCCUACAGAGCAUGCUAGCAUCCGUGCGUAAAGGAGGUAAGAUAAAGGAAGCAGAGAUCCCGCCUCCAGUGGCGUCUGGAAACCCUGUUCCUCCCUCGGCUCCUCCCACAUCUGCACCGUCUCCACCUGAGCAUCAAGAAGAAUCAGACAGUGCCGUGGAGACCACACCCGUGUCCCCAGAGAACAUUGCGGUUCCUCUGCUUCCGGAAGUGAAAGUGUCCUUAGCAGAGACCUCACCCGUUUCCAUGGAGACCGCUGCUGUUUCUGCAACAAGCCGUGACAGUCCUUCUGGGGUGACCUCACCAGAGGAGGAGCGUAUCCCAGAAUCCCCUGCAGAUGUAAAAGUAAGUGCCCCCAGUAAGGUGACUCUGCUGGAGACACAGAGGCAGUACCGGACAGCUGCUCUGAGGGCAAAACAAGCCGGAGAUCUGGACCAGGCCAAAACACACAUGAAGAGCAGCAAGAGUUUUGAUGCUGCUCUCGCGGCGCUGGAGAGAGGAGAGAGUGUGGACAUCAGUAAACUUCCCCCUCCUCUGUCCCGAGGAACGGAAGAUUUUCCAAAACCUGCUAUAAAGAUCUCACAGUCCUCACCCAACAUGCAGGCUCACGAGGCGGCGGUGACUCCGCCCAGUUCGGCUCCGCCCAGCACGGCUCCGCCUGGCCCGGUUCCACCCAAAACCAUCCUGGAAGCUCUGGAGCAGAGGAUGGCUAAAUACAAAGAGACGUGCGAUCAGGCUAAAGCUAACGGCGAUGAACGCAAAGCCCGCAUGUACGAUCGUAUCGUCAAGCAAUACCAGAGCGCUGUCCGCUCACACAAAGCAGGACGAGCCGUUAAUUACGAGGAGCUGCCAGUACCACCAGGUUUUCCACCAAUCCCAGGACAGGAGGCGGUUAAACCCGAGCAGGGAUUGGCUGCUGCUCUGGAAUCAGCCAAUAAGCUCGCUUCUAACGAGGCAGAGGGUGGAGAUGACGAUGAGGAGGAAGAGGAACCCGAGAAAAAAAGUAAACAGCCCAAAGCUCCAGCAGCAGCAGCAGCUGUGGAGAAGCAGAAGAAGCAGACUAUGGUGGUUCCUCCAACAGGCCAGCAUCCGAAAAGAACUCCUUCACCUUCACCUGAGAGAAGCACCAAGAAAGAGAACCCAUCUUCCACGGUGACGGAGCAGGUGGAGAUGUUGGAGGCUCGGAGGAAGCAGUACAUGAAGGCAGCACUGCAGGCCAAGCAGAGGAACGACCUGGAGCAGGCCAAGGUUUAUUUACGCACAGCCAAGAGCCUGGAGCCGCUGAUCACUGCAGCACGCAGCGGCAAACAUCUCGACCUCAGCAAGGUCCCCUCCCCCCCUGCCGAUGAGGAUGAGGACUUCAUCGUGGUCCAUCACAGUGAGGUGGAGAUGUCCGAGAGAGCCGAGGAGGUUUACACUCAACUCAGCACCAUGCUGAAGGAGCAGUACGAGAAAUGUCUGACUUACUCCAAGCAGUUCAGUCACAUGGGGAACAUCACUGAAACCACCAAGUUUGAGAACAUGGCAGAGAGAUGUAAGAAGAGUCUGGAGAUCCUGAAGCUGGCUCAGAACCGAGGACUGGAUCCUCCCAAACACCACUUUGAGGAGAGAACAUACCGCACUGUCCGGAUAUUUCCGGAGCUCAGCAGCACUGACAUGGUGGUGAUGAUCGUAAAAGGAAUGAAUCUUCCUGCUCCUCACGGUGUCCAAGCGAGCGACCUGGACGCGUACGUCAGGUUCGAGUUCCCCUUCCCCAGCUCAGAUCAGCCUCAGAGACACAAAACUGCAGUGAUGAAAAACACCAACAGCCCCGAAUAUAACCAGAGCUUCACCUUGAACAUAAACCGUAACCACCGCGGCUUCAGGAGACUGAUUCAGUCCAAAGGCCUCAAACUGGAAGUGUUUCAUAAAGGUGGUUUCCUGAGGAGUGAUAAACCAGUAGGAACAGCUCACAUUAAACUGGACAAACUGGAGACUGAGAGUGAAGUGCGCGAGAUAGUGGAGGUGAUGGACGGCCGGAAGCCCACAGGAGGUCGUGUAGAGGUCAGGGUGCGUCUCAGAGAGCCUCUGAGCGGUCAGGACAUGCAGACGGUCACUGAGCGCUGGCUGGUGCUCGACCAAACACACUAGGUCUGAUCUUCACUCUGUCUGAUCUGCUGUCUGAUGUCACACACCGACACGCUGCUGUUCCUCGUCCUCUAGUUACAGAAUUUGGGAGAAAAAAACGUCACACUUUCACAGCAGAACCAGACAGAGGUCUAUUUCACACCAUCGGGAGAAAACACACACACACACACACACACACACACCUGUAUGGACUUUUCUGAAGGUGUGUGUGAAUCUGAAAUGCUGUUUGUGGCUGAGUGACCGCAUUAUGCACUAAUACCAAAGCGCUGGACGUAGCUGGAGCACAACGUGGUGCGAUUAUUUAUCCUGCUGUUUAAUAGCACAACACUGCGGCAACAUUAACGCUCAACUAAUUUAUCUAUGCAAAGUGUCCAUUCGCUCCAACGCCCACUCGCUUUUAUAAACUCCUUUGUACGUUAUAAAGUAAAUUCGCUGCACGGAGAGACACGGGUUUAUCCUCACCUCACACGCCAAAGCCAUAACCCACAGUCACGCUGAUCAUCUGGAAGCGUCCGGAUACGCAGAUUUAUCAGAGGAAAACGCUUUACAGCACCACAGAGCUGACGUUCAGUGUGGAAACUCUUCUUCUGGUGAUGUUUUUAACGCGUCUUCAUCCACUUCCACGAUUCCGAACCCUCAGUGUGCUCCAUCUAUCCCGAGACGGCGUUCUGUCGACCUCCGUGAAGGAAUAUCUGCUCAUUCUUCCUGUAGUCAUGGUAACAGUUGUGCAGGGUUAACGGUGCCACCUGCAGGGCUGGAGCUCUCACAUGCAAUGUCUUCACUACACUAAUACACUGAAGAGAUAAAACACACACACACACACACACACAUACAUACAUACAUAUGUAUGUAAAGUAAUAUAAAGUUAGACAGCUGACCGUGUUUUUGUUCCCACUAGCAAAGUUUAAACUGCUGCUCCAAUCGUAACUCGUAAUAAAUAACUCGUUUGCAUGAAACAGUGAAAACUGUUAGUUGUUGUUACACUAUCACAAUCCUGCAUAGAAAUUGUGUGUGUGUGUGUGUGUGUGUGUGUGUGUGUGUGUGUGUGUGUGUGUGUGUGUGAGAGAGCGAGAGCGCAGAGGCUUGGAUAAGGAAAUCAGGGGUCUGUGUUUUGUUGUUGCAGAUCCUCUCAUCGUCUGUCUCUAACGUUUUGAAUCUUAAAAAUAUUUUUCGGAAUAUUCGGUUCUUGAUCUUCCUGGAAGUGGACGAGGGCGUGUUCUGACCAUCAGCAUGAGACUCCUGCACACUCUUCAGCUCAUAUUCUUGCACUUUGUGGAUGUUUUUGGGGGAUGUGAUGCUUCUUUAGCCACGUUUACACGUCAUGUGCUGCUGAGCAACCACACAUGUUCCUGCUGUUAUUAUUAGCGUGGAGGUUUUCUCGUUAGAUAGAACACUGACCCGGUCUUGCCCAGCUAAGUGGUUGCCAUGGCAAUAAACUCACUGAUGAGCGUGCGCUUAUCCGGUUCUAUAAUAACCACAAAAUAUCACAAUAUUUAACACAAAGCGUUCUCAAAAGCUCUUCGAAUCACAAGAGGGAGGAGAAAAUGUUCACUUUUAGGAGAAAGCAAACUGUUACAAUAAAAGCGUCCUCCGAGCAGCAGUGCAGGUCGCCAUGGUAACGUUAUAAACCAUGAGAAAACGCUACACAGACAUCACCCAGACCGAACUGAGAGGCUGGAGCUGCAAACUGUUCUCAAAUGUAAUAUUAAUAAUAAUAAUAAUAAUAAUAGCUUUAUUCAUUUAUGCUCUAGUCUGUAGGUCCACAGAGUUUCAGAGUUUGAAGAAUUAAAAGAUGUCUUUUCGUCUGAAAUGAGGUAAAAAAAAAUGUAGCUGUUAAAGGUGUCAUUUAAAAUCUUUUUCUUCUUCCAUAAAUCCACAAUUAAAUGUUCAUUUAUAUUUCAUUCAUCUCUGUUAUCUGCUCUGCCUUUCACUCACAGGGGGUGGGGUCUAUUUGAUGGGAGAUUAUAUUUGUGGGCGGAGUCUAUUUGGGGGAAAGUCUGUUUGGGGGCGGUGUCUAUUUGGGGGCGGAGUCUAUCUGGUGGGAGAGUCUAUUUGGAGAGGGAGUCUAUUUGGGGGAGAGUAUUUGAAGGUGGAGCCUAUAUGGGGCGGAGUCAUAGCAGUCAAUGCUGAGGUGUAGAAAGAGGUGAGUGUUGAGUUCCACAGUAAACACUGUGUGUUGUUUUUGUGUCCUUCAUCUCGUAACUUCGGAGCAAAACUAAAGAGCAGUUUUUUGCGAUGAAGGCGGACAUUUUGGACAUUUUUCUUUCUUUAAAUUCAGGAAUUCAUUUCACUCUUUUAUUGUUGCUCCAUUUCAGCAUUGUAGUGAAAUCUCUCAGCUGGCUUUUUUUGUUGUUUUUGUUGCUUAGAUGCAAAUGUGCCAAUAAUCACUGCAGUGUGUCGCAAUAAUCUGGCAGACUCUCACGCCUUCAGUCAGCACCAGGACGUCUGAGUAGGGAGUGAGGGAGAAGGAGACCUGAACCAUCCCUUAAUUUCACCUCACAUUUCCGUCUUGGGGAAAACAAUCCCAUGAUUCAAUUCAAUACAGGAAGUAAAAACAGACACAUGAUUAGAGCUUUCACACACACACACACACCGAGCUGGAAUGAAAGAAGUGUGUGUGUGUGGAAGAUGAUCAUCUGCUUCUCUGAAAGCUUCAUGGCUGAAGCUGAAAGUUGGAUUUUUUUCAGAUUGUUGUAGAAAGAUUGUAAUUUAAACUUCUUUUCUCAUUAAAGAUUUUAAAUCCA